CCUCAAGACGCACCUCUUUGGAAGGUUGGCGGGAGUUUCUUGAACCUCGGUGGUCAUGGAGAUCAGUCCUCCGUGGAAAUAUUCCUUCAACCAUCUUUAUAACCCACGCUGUGCUUCACGAAUGAGGAAUGGUUCCUCCAGCACUUACGUCACCCUGGUGGACACCACUAUCGAGUAGACCCAUCUGCAGAUGAAGAAACUAAAUCUUAAAUAGCUGUCUUACAUGGCAGCAGUUUCUAGAAACAAUCUUUAAACGUUGAGUCAAUGAUCUCUUAGUCUUGUGGCCUCCAAAUAUUUCACAUCUUAUGCACUCAGUAGAAAAAAACUGACUACACUCCCAUAUCCUGCGUUUGUUAAUAAAUGAAAUAGUUCUUAUCAAUAACGAAUAUGUCAAAGCACAAUAUACAUAGGGGGCAAGGUUCAUUGUUCAGCACAAUAAAUGUAAGCCCCUCGUUAAUCUUUUCAUUACGCGUCACCUGAGAGCCUUCUGGAUACCGGACACUGUUCUAAUCACUGAUGACACGUGAGUGAAGCAGAAAAAAACUCCCACUCUCAUGGAACAUAGAGUCUAGCAGAAGUCAGACCAUAAUUAAAAUAAGUAAGUAAAAUGUAGAGCAGCGUGGCAUGCUAGUAAGCGCUUCGGAGGAAAAUAAAAUGGGAAGGAACAUUGAGGUGGGUGUGAGGGACGGGUUGCGCUUUUACACAGCCCCAGAGAAGGAGAGCAAGAAUCUGAAGAUUAGGGAAUUGAGUCUUUGACUCUUUGUAACCAAGUGGUAUCAAGGUGUCCAUUUCAGUUUCCUUUAUUUAGUAAUUAAUAUAAAGAGAAUUCUAAUAUUUCCUUCUUGUGCCCUAAGUGAUGGUCUUGUUCACCUCUCUAGGAAGACCACUAAUUUAUUCUACAUUUUCAUGAGAAUGAAACAGACUGGCUUAAACUUAUUUAAACAGAAUUCUGGGACCGCGGAUGUAUUGUUACAGUUUACCUUUGGGAUCUAGCCAAACUGAUAAAGUUUGAUGUCUGUUUUGGUGGCAGACAUAGAACCUUUAGCUUUGUGAUUUCAUCUUGAUUUGAUUCCGUGGCGGACUUGACAUCAUCUGGUUUGUUUUGCUAUGAGCAAUUCUUUUAGGCGUCCAAAGUCAUUGUGUGUGUUUGUCUUGCUUUAAAUCAGGCGAUUAGGGGGAGCACACACCCCGAAGCCUGUCUGAACCGCUGGUAGUUAGUGACUUACAGGAAGCAGUAACUGGUCGGUUUUCCUUUCUGGUUAUGUGAGUGUAGCAUGAGCAUUUCCCUUUUUACCAGAGAAGAAAGAAUCGUUAGGCCUGGCGAAGCUGCAGAAGGAAGAGGUUGGACAGAACUGAUAUUUUCAAAUACUUUGCGAAUCGAGUGACAGCAGCACCAUGAGCUUCCGAGGAAAGGUUUUCAGACGGGAGCCCAGUGAGUUUUGGAAGAAGAGACGCACAGUGAGAAGAGUAAAUCGAGAAGAAAUCCACAGACUUGGUUCUCAAGAAAAACCCAGGCUUCUCGAGCCUUUGGAUUAUGAAACUGUCAUUGAAGAACUUGAAAAGACACAUCAGAAUGAUCCCCUUCGAGACCUCCUCUUCUUCCCCAGUGACGACUUCUCAACCGCCACAGUUGCUUGGGAUAUCCGGACGUUGUACUCAACAGUACCUGAAGAUGCAGAGCACAAAGCAGAAAGUUUACUGGUGAAGGAGGCUUGUAAAUUUUAUAGUUCCCAGUGGUACGUGGUAAACUACAAAUAUGAACAAUAUUCUGGAGACAUCCGACAGUUACCUCGAGCAGAAUACAAACCAGAGAAACUUCCUUCACAUUCCUUUGAGGUUGACCAUGAAGACGCUGAUAAGGAUGAAGAUACCACCUCCCACUCGUCUUCCAAGGGCGGCGGGGGAGCGGGAGGCACUGGAGUUUUCAAGUCCGGCUGGCUCUACAAGGGGAAUUUCAACAGCACCGUGAACAAUACCAUUACUGUGCGGUCAUUCAAAAAGCGCUACUUUCAGCUGACUCAGCUGCCCGAUAGCUCCUACAUCAUGAAUUUUUACAAAGAUGAGAAAAUAUCCAAAGAACCCAAAGGCUGCAUCUUUUUGGAUUCCUGUACAGGUGUGCUGCAGAAUAACAGACUAAGAAAAUAUGCCUUUGAAUUGAAAAUGAAUGACCUGACCUACUUUGUGCUGGCUGCCGAAACGGAGUCCGACAUGGAUGAGUGGAUCCACACCCUCAACCGCAUCCUGCAGAUCAGCCCUGAGGGACCCCUUCAGGGCCGGCGGAGCACGGAGCUCACUGAUCUGGGGCUGGAUUCGCUGGAUACUUCCGUCACAGGCGAAUGCACGCCAGAGGAAACGGAUUCUUCAGAGAACAGCCUCCAUCCGGACUUCGCAAAAUACCUCACAGAAACCGAAGAGACCGUCAGAGCCACUCGAAACUCGGAGAGGCUAAAUCUGUUCUCGAUGGAUCCGGACAUAGAUACCUUGAAACUUCAGAAAAAGGGUCUUUUGGAUCCCGAGUCUGUCAUCAAACCCUUUGAAGAAAAAGCUGCCAAGAGAAUCAUGGUCGUUUGUAAAGCUCUCCACUUCAGUCUCCAGGGAUGUGUGACGGAGAAUGAAAACGACCCGAUCACCAAUAUUGAGCCCUUUUUCGUGAGCGUGGCACUUUACGACCUCAGAGACAGCAGGAAGAUUUCUGCUGAUUUUCACGUGGACCUGAACCACACAGCUGUCAGGCAGAUGCUGCCAGGGGCUCCCGUGGCGCUGGAAAACGGAAACAUCGACACGCUCACUCCACGACUACCAGAAGAACCUUACGUCAAGGGAUUUCCGGAGGAAUGGUUGAAAUUUCCAAAGCAGGCUAUAUUCUCCGUGAGCAACCCACAUUCUGACAUUGUUUUGGUGGCCAAAAUCGAGAAAGUAUUAAUGGGAAAUAUUGCAAGUGGGGCUGAACCUUACAUUAAGAACCCAGACUCCAACAAGUCUGCACAAAAGAUACUCAAAUCCAACAGGCAGUUCUGCAGCAAGCUGGGGAAAUACCGCAUGCCAUUUGCGUGGGCUGUGAGAUCAGUAUUUAAGGACAACCAGGGAAAUGUGGACAGAGACUCAAGAUUCUCACCGUUGUACAGACAAGAAAGUAGCAAGAUUUCAACCGAAGACCUACUGAAACUAGUGUCAGAUUAUAGAAGGGCUGACCGAACAAGCAAACUGCAGACCAUCCCCGGGAGCCUGGAGGUCGCUGUGGACAACAUCCCUCUGGAGCAACCAAACUGUGUAACAUCGUCCUUUAUCCCUGUCAAGCCUUUUGAUGUGACGGCUGAACCAGAACCCACGGUGGAGGUGGAAGAAUUCAUUUACGACUCAACUAAGUACUGUCGUCCUUACAGAGUAUACAAAAAUCAGAUUUACAUUUAUCCCAAGCACCUCAAAUAUGACAGCCAGAAAUGUUUUAACAAGGCACGAAAUAUAACCGUGUGCAUUGAAUUCAAAAACUCCGAUGAGGAUGGUGCCAAGCCCGUGAAGUGCAUUUAUGGAAAACCCGGAGGGCCCCUCUUCACCUCAGCCGCCUACACGUCAGUUCUGCACCAUUCCCAGAAUCCGGAUUUCUCAGACGAGGUGAAAAUUGAGCUACCCACACAACUCCAUGAGAAACACCACAUUUUGUUUUCUUUCUAUCACGUCACGUGUGACAUAAACGCCAAAGCUAAUGCCAAAAAGAAGGAGGCUCUGGAGACAUCAGUUGGCUACGCAUGGCUUCCUCUGAUGAAACACGAUCGGAUAGCUUCUCAAGAGCACAAUAUCCCGGUAGCUAUGAGCCUGCCUCCUAAUUACCUAAGCUUUCAAGAUUCUGCGAGUGGAAAGCAUGGUGGGAGUGACGUGAAAUGGGUUGACGGUGGCAAACCUCUUUUCAAAGUGUCGACAUUCGUUGUGUCCACAGUGAAUACUCAGGAUCCAUAUGUGAAUGCAUUUUUCCAACAGUGCCAAAAGAGAGAGAAAGAUAUGUCUCAAUCACCUACCUCAAAUUUUGUGCGCUCUUGUAAGAACUUACUGAAUGUGGAAAAGAUUCAGGCAAUCAUGAGUUUUCUGCCUAUCAUUCUGAAUCAGCUCUUCAAGGUUUUGGUACAGAAUGAGGAAGAUGAAAUAAGCACAACCGUGACCAGGGUUCUGACUGACAUUGUGGCCAAGUGCCACGAGGAGCAGCUGGACCACUCCGUCCAGUCAUACAUUAAGUUUGUGUUCAAGACCAGGACAUGCAAGGAGAGAACGAUACAUGAGGAGCUGGCUAAAAAUGUGGCUGGUCUUUUGAAAACAAAUGACUCAACAACCGUGAAGCAUGUCCUGAAGCAUUCCUGGUUCUUCUUUGCAAUUAUCCUCAAAUCAAUGGCACAGCACUUGAUUGACACAAAUAAAAUUCAGCUGCCUCGGGCUCAAAGAUUUCCAGAAUCUUACCAAAACGAACUGGACAAUCUUGUCAUGAUCCUGUCUGAUCACGUGAUUUGGAAAUACAAAGACUCCCUUGAAGAAACCAGGAGGGCCAACAGCAGCGUCGCCAGGUUUCUUAAGCGCUGCUUUACGUUUAUGGACCGGGGCUUUGUGUUUAAGAUGGUGAACAAUUACAUCAGCAUGUUCUCCUCCGGGGAUCUCAAGACCUUAAGCCAGUAUAAAUUUGAUUUUCUUCAAGAAGUAUGUCAGCACGAGCACUUUAUCCCUUUGUGUCUCCCCAUAAGAUCAGCAAACAUUCCAGAUCCUCUGACACCUUCAGAAACAACCCAAGAAUUACAUGCAUCAGACAUGCCUGAAUAUUCCGUCACGAAUGAGUUUUGCCGCAAGCACUUCUUAAUUGGGAUUCUGCUCCGAGAAGUCGGUUUUGCUCUGCAGGAAGACCAAGAUAUCAGGCACUUAGCUUUGGCUGUCCUGAAAAACCUAAUGGCUAAGCAUUCAUUUGAUGAUCGAUACAGAGAACCAAGAAAGCAGGCCCAGGUAGCAAGUUUAUACAUGCCCCUCUACGGCAUGCUUCUGGACAACAUGCCAAGGAUUUACCUGAAGGACCUGUUUCCUUUCACUGCCAAUACGUCGAACCAGGGGUCUAGAGAUGACCUCAGCCCCAAUGGAGGACUUCACAGCCAGUCAGCUAUGAAACAUGCAAACUCUGUGGAUACAUCAUUUUCGAAGGAUGUUUUAAAUUCCAUAGCAGCAUUUUCAUCAAUAGCUAUUUCUACAGUAAACCAUGCCGAUUCCAGAGCAUCCUUAGCAAGUCUUGACUCCAACCCAAGUACCAACGAGAAGAGCAGUGAGAAGACUGACAACUGUGAAAAGAUCCCAAGACCCUUGUCUUUGAUAGGCUCAACGCUUCGAUUUGACAAGUUAGAUCAAGCAGAAACCAGGAGUCUUCUUAUGUGCUUUCUUCACAUUAUAAAGAAUAUUUCAGAGGAGACUCUCAUCGCGUACUGGCAAAGAGCACCCAGUCCGGAGUUGUCCGACUUCUUCAGCAUCUUGGAAGUUUGUCUUCAAAGUUUCAGGUACCUAGGAAAACGCAAUAUAAUAAGAAAAAUUGCUGCUGCUUUUAAAUUUGUGCAGUCCACCCAGAACAAUGGAACUCUCAAAGGGUCGAAUCCUUCCUGCCAGAACUCAGGCCUCUUGUCACAAUGGAUGAACACCAAUCCCAGUCACGAAGGGCACAAGCACCACAGAUCGCAAACUUUACCUAUAAUCCGAGGCAAAAACGCACUUUCCAACCCCAAACUCUUACAGAUGCUAGACAGCACCAUGACCAGCAGUUCCAAUGAAAUAGACAUCGUGCACCACGUGGACACAGAGGCCAAUGUAGCUACAGAGGUUUGCCUGACUAUUCUGGACCUGCUGUCUCUCUUCACUCAGAUUCACCAGAGACAACUCCAGCAAUCGGAAUGUCAAAAUUCACUGAUGAAACGCGUCUUCGACACCUACAUGCUCUUUUUCCAAGUCAACCAGUCAGCUGCGGCGCUGAAGCACGUGUUCGCCUCCUUGAGGCUGUUCGUGUGCAAGUUUCCUUCAGCAUUCUUCCAAGGGCCUGCCGACCUGUGUGGGUCGUUCUGCUACGAAGUCCUCAAAUGCUGCAACCACAGGUCACGGUCGACUCAGACAGAAGCGUCAGCACUCCUCUACUUCUUCAUGAGGAAGAAUUUUGAGUUUAACAAGCAGAAGUCAAUUGUCCGAUCCCACUUACAACUCAUCAAGGCUGUCAGUCAGUUGAUAGCCGAUGCUGGGAUCGGAGGCUCUCGGUUUCAGCAUUCCCUUGCAAUCACCAAUAAUUUUGCUAAUGGAGACAAACAAAUGAAAAACAGCAAUUUCCCAGCAGAGGUGAAAGAUCUGACCAAACGUAUAAGGACUGUUUUGAUGGCCACGGCUCAGAUGAAGGAGCAUGAGAAGGACCCCGAGAUGCUGGUGGAUCUCCAGUACAGCCUGGCUAACUCCUAUGCGAGCACCCCCGAGCUGCGGAGGACCUGGCUGGAGAGCAUGGCCAAGAUCCACGCGAGAAAUGGAGACCUGUCCGAGGCCGCCAUGUGCUACAUCCACAUCGCCGCCCUCAUCGCAGAGUACCUGAAAAGAAGGGGUUACUGGAAAGCAGAAAAGAUUUGCACACCGUCCCUGCUCUCGGAGGACGUCCACCCCUGUGAUAGCAACCCAUUACUAACAAGUCCCGGUGGCGGAAGCAUGUUCUCCAUGGGCUGGCCGGCUUUUCUGAGCAUCACCCCAAAUAUUAAAGAAGAAGGAGCAAUGAAAGAAGAUUCGGGAAUGCAAGACACACCAUACAAUGAGAACAUCCUGGUGGAGCAGCUGUACAUGUGUGUGGAGUUUCUCUGGAAGUCCGAGAGAUACGAGCUCAUCGCUGAUGUCAACAAGCCCAUCAUUGCCGUCUUCGAGAAGCAGAGAGACUUCAAGAAAUUAUCCGAUCUUUACUACGACAUCCACCGGUCGUACCUGAAAGUCGCAGAGGUGGUGAACUCGGAGAAGCGGCUCUUUGGUCGGUACUACCGAGUGGCGUUCUACGGGCAGGGUUUUUUCGAGGAAGAAGAAGGGAAAGAGUAUAUUUAUAAAGAGCCGAAGCUGACCGGUCUGUCCGAGAUUUCGCAGAGGCUGCUCAAGCUGUACGCGGACAAGUUCGGAGCAGACAACGUGAAGAUAAUCCAGGACUCCAACAAGGUAAACCCCAAGGAUUUGGACCCCAAAUAUGCCUACAUCCAGGUGACCUAUGUCACGCCAUUCUUCGAGGAAAAGGAAAUAGAGGAGCGGAGGACGGAUUUUGAAAUGCAUCACAACAUCCACCGCUUUGUGUUCGAGACGCCCUUCACGCUGUCGGGCAAGAAGCACGGCGGCGUGGAGGAGCAGUGCAAGCGGAGGACCGUCCUGACAACCAGCCACAUGUUUCCCUACGUGAAGAAGAGAAUCCAAGUCGUAAGCCAGUCGAGCACGGAGCUGAACCCCAUUGAAGUGGCGAUAGACGAGAUGUCCAAGAAGGUCUCCGAGCUGAACCAGCUCUGCACCAUGGAAGAGGUGGACAUGAUCCGGCUGCAGCUCAAGCUCCAAGGCAGCGUCAGCGUGAAGGUUAACGCUGGGCCCAUGGCCUAUGCACGGGCUUUUCUUGAAGAAACCAAUGCAAAGAAAUACCCUGACAACCAAGUAAAGCUUCUGAAGGAGAUCUUCAGGCAAUUUGCAGACGCGUGUGGGCAGGCCCUCGACGUGAAUGAGCGCCUCAUCAAGGAAGACCAGCUGGAAUACCAGGAGGAACUGAGGUCCCAUUAUAAGGACAUGCUCAGCGAACUCUCCGCAAUCAUGAAUGAGCAGCUCUGUUGCAGCCCGUGCUUGUACAACUUCUGUUCCUCUGUGUCUAGUAUUUCCCUCAGUACCAUGAGCAAAAGUGAUUCCGUGCCGGGACGAGCCGUCAAAGCGAGGGGUGGAGCGAACGUGCUCUCGAAUCCUUAGCAAGGGGACCCUGGCUCUGCCCACCGUCUCCGUCUCGCCCAGCGCGGAAGUCUGAGCGGAGGCCCGCGGCGUCGGACACACCUCUUAAGAGAACUUUCUGAACGUGCAGCUAAUCUCGGGGAAGAGAAGCCACAUUUAAUUUAUUUGAAGUUUUUAAUGUUAAUAUUUUUUUUUACCUCGCUAGCUUGAGAAUUUCGCCAGUCUCUGAAUUUGCACAUUUCUGAAGAUUUUUUUUUCUUUGAGCAGUGUUAAACAAGCAUUCAAGCCAAGCUGAAUGAAUAUUCGCCAUGAAAUUUCAAUGAACAUGCAGCUCAAAAGCAAACCUCGGUUUGCUGUCGGUUACAAUACGUUCAACUCCAAGUCCUCGUACACAUAUUUUAAAGGUCAAAAUGAAUGUUUUUGUAACAUUUAAGCGUAUUUCAAAUGUAAAUAGAAGAUUGUAAAAUAUAUGGUUUUUACCAAAUUUAAAAAAAAAACUUUUCAGUUGAUACUUAGGACAGGCUAAAAUUAUAUGAAUAACAUUUCAGAUAUCGUACUAUUAAAAUAUUUGUGUAUGUGUACAAAAGUGUUGAUAAAUACUAAUCUUUAAAGUUUGUGAAGUUCUUUUAUUUGUAAUAUAUGUGCUCUUAAAGGCAAUGGGUUGUGAAAUUACAGAAGUAUUUUGUUGUUAAUAGAAAUAAAAACUACAAUUACUUUGCA
Messenger RNA from Phyllostomus discolor (pale spear-nosed bat), 8658 nucleotides. RefSeq names its product dedicator of cytokinesis 10 (gene DOCK10). Gene Ontology annotation, molecular function: guanyl-nucleotide exchange factor activity. The record is from RefSeq and is a predicted model, not a curated record. The transcript has 57 exons. Gene Ontology annotation, biological process: dendritic spine morphogenesis; small GTPase-mediated signal transduction; positive regulation of GTPase activity. Bases 1396 to 7959 code for a protein of 2187 amino acids. NCBI's taxonomy places the organism in Eukaryota, Metazoa, Chordata, Mammalia, Chiroptera, Phyllostomidae.